AUGAAGACUGGGCAAAUAGAAGGAAAGAGCAAGAAUUCCGCGAUAAAGAGUCAGAUCUCAUUAAAAAUGAAAUAUCGAGGAAAACGACCAAUAAAAGCAUCAAUAUUUCCUCAAUCAAAACUACUUUUUAUAAUACGUAUACAGGGUAAAAAUGACAUGCAUCCACACACAAGAAAACUGUUGUACUCUCUGAGAUUAAGGAGAAUGUUUACUGGUGUUUUUGUCAAGGCAAAUGAUAGAAUCAUGGAAAUUUUACAGAAAGUCGAGCCAUUUGUCACUUAUGGGUAUCCUAACCUGAAGAGUGUGAAUGAACUGAUAUACAAGAAGGGUUUGGCAAAAAUCAACAAACAAGUAUUUCCAUUGACAGAUAACAACAUCAUUGAACAGGCAAUGAGUGAACAUGGAAUUAUAUGCAUAGAAGACAUAGUGAAGGAGAUAGCAAAUGUGGGUCCACAUUUCAAGGAGGUGUGCAGUUUUUUGUGUCCAUUCAAUCUGAAUAAACCGGAGAAGGCGUUGCAUGGUAAGAAGAAGGUGUACAAGGAUGGCGGUGACUCUGGGAAUCGUGAAGAUCAAAUCAAUGAGUUGAUUAGUAAGAUGAAUUAA
Lactuca virosa is the source of this 603-nucleotide messenger RNA. Lineage: Eukaryota; Viridiplantae; Streptophyta; Magnoliopsida; Asterales; Asteraceae. The record is from the annotation of a GenBank genome assembly.